This is a messenger RNA of Oryza sativa Japonica Group (Japanese rice), 1884 nucleotides long. RefSeq lists its product as uncharacterized. NCBI's taxonomy places the organism in Eukaryota, Viridiplantae, Streptophyta, Magnoliopsida, Poales, Poaceae. The record is from RefSeq and is a predicted model, not a curated record.
AGGAGAUUGAAUACGCUUCAAGCAAUAUUACGCCUUGUAACUCGGAAGGCGUAUUUGGGUCCCUCGCUUCCCUCGUGCCGGGCGCCGUCUGGGCUGGGAGGAAGACGACGACGACGGCGCGUGGAUCUAUCUCAACGGAUCGAGGAGGACACGAGAGAUUGCGGCGGCGGCUGUGGCAUUAGCUUGAUACUGGGGCAAUGGCGGAGGCGGAGGCGGGGAGGAAGGAGAAGAAGGAGGUGGUGCGGCUGGAGCGCGAAUCGGUGAUCCCCAUCAUGAAGCCCAAGCUCAUCAUGAAGCUCGCCUACCUCAUCGAACAACAAUCUGACAGAGAAGAAUUCUUGAAGCUCUGCAAGAGGAUUGAGUACACCAUUAGGGCCUGGUAUCAUCUCCAGUUUGAUGAUAUGAUGGAACUAUUUGCUCUUUUUGACCCUGUUCAUGGUGCCCAAAAACUGCAACAGCAGAAUUUCUCGACUGAGGAAGUCGAUACACUCGAGCAGAACUUCCUGACCUAUUUCUUUCAGGUGAUGCAAAAAAGCAAUUUCAACAUAUUAUCAGAUGAUGAGGUUGAGCUUGCUCAUUCUGGACAAUAUCUGCUGAAUCUUCCCAUCAAAGUUGAUGAAGCAAAGUUAGAUAACAAACUUUUGUCAAAGUAUUUUAAAGAGCACCAUCACGACAACCUACCGGAGUUCUCAGAUAAGUAUGUCAUAUUCCGGAGGGGCAUUGGACUGGAUCGCACUAGCAACUUUUUCUUUAUGGAGAAAGUGGACAUGAUCAUAGCUCGUGCGUGGCGAUGGUUCUUGGAGAAAACAAGACUGCAAAAGCUCUUCUCAAGAAAGAAAAGUGUUAGGCCAAAGACAGAUUCCAAGAAGAAUGAUGAUCUAGUUGGUGAAGAAGAGGACAAGGAGCUAUAUGUUGAACGCAUACGACUUGAAACAAUGAAUUUGAGCUUGCGCAACUUAAUUGGCAAGGUUACAAUUCAAGAGCCUACAUUUGAAGAGGUGAUUGUCUUGUACAGGAGGAAAAGCCCUAAGGGCCAGAAUGAUAGAUCAAUUCAUGUAAAGCACUUCAAAAAUAUUCCAAUGGCAGAUAUGGAGCUGGUUUUGCCUGAGAAGAAAAAUCCAAGCCUCACACCAAUGGACUGGGUUCAGUUUAUUGUUUCUGUUGUCAUUGGACUUGUUACACUUGUCAGUUCGCUCGAAAUGCCUAAAGCUGAUUUCUGGGUUGUAGUUGCCGUCCUUUCUGCCCUGGCUGGAUAUUGUGCCAAGAUCUAUUUAUCGUUUCAACAGAACAUGGCAACAUAUCAAAACCUAAUAACUCAAUCAAUGUAUGACAAACAGCUAGAUAGUGGGAAAGGCACACUUCUCCAUCUCUGUGAUGAUGUGAUUCAGCAGGAAGUCAAGGAGAUUAUAAUUUCCUACUAUAUUUUGAUGGAAAAUGGAAAGGCGACUAUUGAGGAUCUUGACUUACAAUGUGAAGAGUUAAUCCAAGAAGAGUUUGGCUUGCAAUGCAAUUUUGAGGUGAUGGAUGCUGUUCAGAAGUUAGAGAGGCUUGGCAUCAUUACAAGAGAUUCUAUUGGAAGAAUAUGCUGUCUAUCUCUGAAGCGUGCCAAUGAGAUCAUUGGCGCUACUACAGAAGAGCUGGUUAUGAAGGCCAGACAAAGCUAGUUAUCCAAUUCUAUUUGAACCAGUUUAGGGGGGCAAUAGGUCCUGGACGGCUGCGGAAUAAUUCUCCGAUGGAAGUUGAGCAGAUAUGCUAUUGUUGUUCUGUUGUAGGACCUGCUGUAUUAUGCAAUGUUUAAUGCAUGUUGUAAGAAAUUUAGUUUCUUCUUGGAACAAAAUGUGGAAAGAUUUCAGUAAAAAAAAAUGUGGAAAGAGGUUCAUGAAC